This is a messenger RNA of Drosophila pseudoobscura, 1774 nucleotides long. Its product is annotated as phenoloxidase-activating factor 2-like. Lineage: Eukaryota; Metazoa; Arthropoda; Insecta; Diptera; Drosophilidae. Gene Ontology annotation, molecular function: serine-type endopeptidase activity. Gene Ontology annotation, biological process: proteolysis. The transcript has 3 exons. The coding region runs from base 137 to 1237 and encodes 366 amino acids. The record is from RefSeq and is a predicted model, not a curated record.
GUAAUUGUCGACAACUGCCUGCGAAUCGUUCUGUGGCUCCGUUGGAAUUUAUUAUUCAAUUUAAAUUGCAUCUAUUUAUUGCAUUUCAUAGAUGCGGAUCGGCUGCCUCAGUGAUAACCUCACUGAUUGAUUAAAAAUGACGAGUCCUACUGGAAAGUUUGGAUCUUUGCUGUUACUAUUCGCUUUGAUCCUGCUCAUUUCCGUUAUUUCUGGUAACGACGAAAUCGCCUUCUUUCAAAAGAUCUCAACAACUACAACCAGGCCAACAACAACGACAACAGCGACAACAACUACAACAAAGCAGCCUGUGACUCAAGAAAAGAAGUGCGGCCUAUUUAAUGAUAAAAUCUGUGUUAAGCGCACUGAGUGUGCGGAAACUGUCCGGAACGUUCGAAAGGUAAUCAUCGAUUUAGGAGAGCCGCCUAAAAGCAUAUGCCACUAUCUGGAGACCUGUUGUCUUCCCAAAGAUAAGCUGAAAGUUAGCAUCAAUCGCGAACAUACGGCUGGCAGUAAUCAGUGCGGGGUAACAAAUGUGGAUGGCUUGUACAUGACUGUAAAGGGAGGAAGCCUGGUGACUAGCUUCGGAGAGUACCCAUGGGUAGUAGCUAUAUUCGAUGUUGGCGCACAGUUUGUCUGCACAGGCACUUUGAUUGCCUAUAACGUGGUCCUGACAACGGCGAGCUGCGUGGCUGCCGAACAACAGCUGAUCGCGAGGGCUGGGGAAUGGGAUCUGAUGACCGAGAAUGAGCCUGUUGCCCAUGUAAACAUCAGCGUCAAAAAAUCAAUAGUUCACGAGAAAUUCAAUUGGGAGUCAAUGGAAUACAACAUUGCCUUGUUGAUCCUAGAGAGCGCUUUUGAUCACCUGCAAUACAUUACACCCAUUUGUUUGCUCGGCAUUGACACUGAAGUCUUCUAUGAGAAGUGUUUCAUCACUGGAUGGAGGUCUACCAGGCCUUUGAACCAGCCUAGCCGGAAUAUAGUCGUCAAGGUUGAAAUCGCCAUUGACAGUGGGUCUUGCUCACUCAAUUCGAUCUCGACGGAAAUAUGUGCCACUGCCAAUACCAAUCUGCCCAUCUAUGCCAAAGGAGCACCGCUCAUUUGUCCAACCGACAGCAGUAUUUACCAUAUAAUUGGCGCCUGGAGUACAAGAACGAAUGGUGCAAUUCAAUUCAGCGAUGUCAGGCAAUUUGGUCCGUGGAUUCGCGAGAAAUUAGAGCCUGACGGCAUUUUCAUUUAGCAGCUUCGAUAUGGGAAUGCGUCAUCAAGCACGGGCACAUAAGAAUAACCUGUUUAAAGCAAGCAUUGAAGUACGAACGCCAUCGAAGAGUUGAAUGGUACGCAACAUUUAGAAUAAUAUCAGGGAUAUUCCACCACAUCAUGGCUACCAUUCAAUGGGUCUUUCGUUUGGCAGCUUUAAAUCAUGGUAAUUACAUUAAGCGGAAUAUUCUGCUCUCUGCACUUAUUUUCCCGUUCCAGGCAACAUCACAACCGCAUGUGGCGAAAUUAACGCCAACGAAGCGCAUUACGGUGCGGCAUCCUGGACUCCUCCCAACCCGCUCACAGCCUUACGGAUGCCGGAAUGUGCGACUGACUCCUUACACAAUCGCCCCCCGCAGAUAGGCACCCGCCGAGGCAUUUCAAUUUUUUACUCCCCUUCACCCGCUGCCGACGCACACACAAAUGUUUAUACAUUAGGAACAUUUGUGCGAAUGCCUCCGCGUCGUUGCUCGGCGCUCGACAUCGUCACAGGUGCUGAUUAUAUUGAAAAUUAUUA